UCAACUCUAGCACCAUUCCUGAUUCCCAGAGUAUCUGGCACAGACAAUAACAAGAAAGUACAGCAGUUUAUUAUCCAAACGUUCACUGAUUUAGGUUGGCAUAUAGAGCAAGAUAAAUUCACUGAUGAUACUCCUUAUGGCAAAAAAGAGUUCAACAACAUCAUCGUUACCAAAGACCCUUUGGCCCAAAGUAGGCUUGUACUGGCUGCUCACUUUGACUCCAAGUUCUUCAAGGAUUUUGACUUCAUUGGAGCUACCGAUUCAUCAGUCCCUUGCGCGAUUCUAGUUGAUAUUGCCAAGACUACGAACCAACUGUUGCAGAAUAAGAUCCAAUCAAACGAUCGUUUCAGUACCCUUCAAAUGAUCUUUUUUGAUGGAGAAGAGGCCUUGGUAGAAUGGUCUGAAACAGAUUCUAUCUAUGGAGCUCGACAUCUAGCUCGCAAGUGGUCUGAAACGCAUAUCCUUGCUAAAUCUGACCCCAUCCAAGACAUGCUGAAUCAGUUUAGUAAUGGAGGAAGCUACUAUACAACUCCUAUAAAUCAAAUCGAUGCCAUGAUUCUCUUGGAUUUGCUAGGCACUGCGGACAUAACUAUUCCCAAUACCCACCCUGAAACAAGUUGGAUCUGGGAUCAGCUGGUCGAUAUUCAGAAAAGAUUAGCUCAGGAAAAAAUUCUAUCACCAGAUCUAAUCAAACGAAUCAAUAAUCCUCUCGAUCAAGGAUUUUUUUUACCUGGACUGUCAUCAUUUUUGACGCCUGAAAGUAUCCAGGAUGAUCAUGUUCCGUUUUAUCGUCUUGGUGUUCCCAUCGUGCAUUGCAUUCCUGUGCCAUUUCCAAAGGUUUGGCAUACGAAACAUGAUGAUGCCAAUGCAAUUUCUGCCGAAUCUGUUCAUGAUUUGGCUUUAAUUUUCCGAACUUUGGUAGUGGAGUAUUUUGGACUACAUGUUCCUGAUGUAUAG
Messenger RNA from Batrachochytrium dendrobatidis JAM81, 957 nucleotides. RefSeq lists its product as uncharacterized. The annotation marks the transcript as partial. The transcript has a single exon. Lineage: Eukaryota; Fungi; Chytridiomycota; Chytridiomycetes; Rhizophydiales. The record is from RefSeq and is a predicted model, not a curated record. Gene Ontology annotation, molecular function: zinc ion binding; glutaminyl-peptide cyclotransferase activity.